Podospora pseudopauciseta is the source of this 942-nucleotide messenger RNA. RefSeq lists its product as uncharacterized. Lineage: Eukaryota; Fungi; Ascomycota; Sordariomycetes; Sordariales; Podosporaceae. The transcript has 2 exons. The record is from RefSeq and is a predicted model, not a curated record. The coding region runs from base 289 to 882 and encodes 197 amino acids.
CCAAGCGAUGGUGUAUACCCUGACAAUCAGUUUGCCUCUGGUUAUCUUGAUGCGACGGGUUUGGAGAUACCGUCCAGAUGGAAAGCGGCGCUUAAAAUGGGGGUUUCUUUCUGUUGGUAAUGAGGGAGAUAGAUAGAUAACGAGCUCCACACUGGGGAUUUACACACCCUUUGACUGCUAUUCACCAAGGUUCUUUGAUAGUCUCUACCUUGUCAAUUCUCCCUCCCAGACUCUCACUUUACAUUUGCUUUCAAUAUCAUUUUCCCAAGUCUUCCUCAGUCUCGCAACAUGUCCACCACCACAUCUAACAACCCCAACCCAAACCCCAACACCCCCGCAGCGCCUAGUGGGCCCGGCUCCACCAAAAUCGCGGGGAAGCUGGAGUUGCUGUCCCGGCAGAAUCGCUCCCAACCGCCGCUAUCGUCAUCAUCAUCAGCCCGCUCCUCCCCCUUCCCAACCCACCUCGGCCUCUUCGCCUACGGCACAUUAACCAUCGAUGCGGUGAUGCACACCCUGCUAGACCGGGUGCCGCCGUCAACGCUGACUUCAGCGCCCGGGUGGAGAGCAGCUGGCUUGCCGGAUUUACCAUACCCAGGGCUUGUCGCCGACCCGACAAGUGUGGCACCAGGGAGGGCCUACAACGACCUCACAAAGCGAGAAUGGGCCAUUUUGGACUCUUUUGAGAAUCCAAAAUACGACGUCGUGCGGGUCACUCUUGCCAGUGGCGCUGAAGCGCUGGCCUAUAUCUGGCCUGCUGAUCCCCCUGCACUGACGACCACUUGGACGGUUGACUUCAUCGAUACUGAAGGCAUGGAAGACUACCUAGCCAUGUGUGUGGAAUUCAGGCAGGACUGGGAGAGCCAGAGGUCAAAGACUUCCUGAUCCUGUCAGAGUUAGAUGUUCAACAACGCUAUCAACAGCGGUCUAUUGCGUCUCCGUCGU